Messenger RNA from Lates calcarifer (barramundi perch), 2964 nucleotides. Its product is annotated as tripartite motif-containing protein 2-like. The transcript is spliced from 14 exons. Gene Ontology annotation, biological process: protein polyubiquitination; proteasome-mediated ubiquitin-dependent protein catabolic process; negative regulation of translation. The record is from RefSeq and is a predicted model, not a curated record. NCBI's taxonomy places the organism in Eukaryota, Metazoa, Chordata, Actinopteri, Centropomidae. Gene Ontology annotation, molecular function: protein binding; zinc ion binding; translation repressor activity.
UCUCCCCACCCUCAGCCUGGUGGUGCUGCUGCUGCUGCAAGCUGCUGGUGUUGCCGUGACGAUGAUAUCCUCCCCUCCCCUCACUCACACACACACACACACACACACUCACAGGAGAGGAGAGGGAGCAAACAAGACGCUAUCAUGACGCGAUGGCUUCAGGCUGGAAAACACACACUCACACUCAUCGCCUGCGUCUCAGGGAAACAGGGACACAGCAGAGUCUGUCCUCAAUCUGAACCCUCUGUGAAUUAAAUCAACGCCAAGGUCCGUCGCUUCCCCCAAAAUCAGACCUAAAGAGGAUUGGACCGCUGCUCACUUACUCUUUUUGUGUGCUUUCUGGGAGAUGUAUAUAUCACUCCAGGACUAGAUGACACAUGGAAGCAGAGGGAUGUAUUAAAUGGACAGUUUGUGGAUUUCAGGACGCCUGCACCCUCUUUUUAACCCAACAGGAAUGUAAUGGAAUAAUGCUUCAUUGACUGCAAAUAAAGGGCAUGUCUCAAAGUGUAGCCCCUCCUUUUAGCAGCAGAGAGAGCUUUGACAAAAGUAGAUGAUUGUACACUGACAUUCCUGAAACUCGACGUCUACAUCUGAAUUUCCAGCGCUCUUUUCUGGGUGCUGUGUCCCGCAGUAAGGAGGAUACGUGGAUGUUUAAUCCCUCAGAUUUGGGGGUGUGUCUGAAUGUUUGGCCUCUUCUUCGACAUGCCUCUCCAAGGAUCCCACAUGUGCCAGGAGCUGCCGUAAGGAGUGUUUGAAUGUUUUGGCUCUAAGUCGCAGCUCCAGGAUGGAAUGAAGUGUGAGACGAGACGUUUACAAAAGUACACAAUACAACCAGACAGUAGGAAUACUUGUAUCUGAACAUCCAGCCCCUCCCCCUGGCCGCAGUGUGGAAUAAGGGGUGUGUUCGGAGGUUCACCCCCACCAGGCUGCCACUCGCAGAUGGAGGCCCACCAACACUCCCCAGAUAGCAGCAGUGAGGAGUGCACCGUCCUGGAGGCUCCGCCUGGCAAGAACACCUGCCCGCAACAUGCAGGGAAGGUGGCUGAGAUGUACUGUUCGGCCUGCGAGUGUGCGCUGUGUGAGGACUGUAUGUCGGACCAUGAGGAGCAUCCUAAGGUGCCCCUCAGCCAGGCCCUGGAGCAGCACCGCAGCAGCCUGCAGGAGAGGCUGGGGAUCGUCCAGAACAGACUCCCUCAGAUUUCAGACGCCCUGUCCUUCGUCAAGGAGAUCCUCCAGCAGCUGUCCAAUCAGAGAACUUCCAUUGAAGAGGACAUCCAGUCGAGCUUCGAGGACCUGCACAAGCAGCUGGAUGUCCGGAAGAGCGUUCUGCUGAUGGAGUUGGAGGUCACAUAUGGACUCAAACAGAAGGUCCUGCAGGCCCAGGUAGACAGCCUUAUUCGGGGAGAGGGGGACAUCACUGCUACCUGUACCCAGACAGAGGAGGCUCUGGCUGGGGAGGCGUGUGUGGCAAGCCUGCAGGCAGAGAGGGAGCUGGCCGAGAGGCUGGCGGAGCUGGCCGGCCUCGGCCUACCCUGUCAGCCGGAGGAGAACGACCAGCUGGAUCUGGUGAUGGAGACAGACGGGCUGAGGAAGUCCAUCCACAACCUUGGGACCAUCGUCACUACCAGUGCGGUGGCAAGUCAGAGUGAAGCCAUGGGUGCUGGCCUGGAGCAGUGCAUUGUGGGACAUCCCGCCUCAGUUACCAUAGUAACAAGAGACAAGUCAGGGGGAGCCUGCAAGAGUGGGAAUGCGAUCCUGUCAGCUGAGGUGUUCACUCCAGAUGGCAGCAUAGUGGACGGUGAAAUAGUGGACCACAAGAAUGGGACCUAUGAGUUUGUGUACACGGUGCCGAAGGAGGGCAACUUCGCAUUGGCUCUCCGUCUGUACGACCAGCACAUCAAGGGCAGUCCUUUCAAACUGACUGUCACCAGAGCCUUAGAGGCAGAAGUAGAGGUGUCUCCCUCCACCACCACGGCAACCAACUCAGCAGCCAAUGCCACUCCAUCCACAGGCUCCUCCGAGGGGGCCAAGAGACGAGGGAAGUCCCCUGGGCAGAAGAAGAAGGGCUCCAAAAGGGCCAGCAGCGCCCUGGGCACCCCUCGACGUAAAACUCAGAACCCCAUUGAGGAUGACCUCAUCUUUAGGAUCGGAACAAAGGGGAGGAAUAAAGGAGAGUUCACCAACCUUCAAGGAGUGGCUGCCUCCUCCACCGGCAGGAUACUGAUUGCCGACAGCAACAAUCAGUGUGUCCAGAUUUUCUCCAAUGAGGGGGAAUUCAAGAGUCGUUUUGGGGUUCGGGGACGGUCGCCUGGGCAACUGCAACGCCCAACAGGUGUGGCCGUGCAUCCCAGUGGUGACAUCAUCAUUGCCGACUAUGACAACAAGUGGGUCAGCAUCUUCUCCUGCGAGGGCAAGUUCAAGGCGAAACUUGGCUCCGGCAGACUUAUGGGGCCAAAGGGCGUAUCCGUGGACCAGAAUGGUCAUGUGAUUGUGGUUGACAACAAGGCGUGCACCGUCUUCAUCUUCCAGCUGACUGGCAAACUCAUCACCAAGUUUGGUAGUCGAGGCAACGGUGACAAGCAAUUUGCAGGUCCACACUUUGCAGCUGUGAACAAGAACAAUGAGAUCAUUGUGACUGACUUCCAUAACCACUCAGUCAAGGUUUUCACCCCCGAGGGAGAGCUGGUGUUAAAAUUUGGCUCAAAUGGUGAGGGAAACGGCCAGUUCAACGCUCCCACUGGUGUAGCUGUGGACGUUAAUGGAAACAUCAUCGUAGCUGACUGGGGCAAUAGCAGAAUACAGGUACAAUAGGUUUUUGACGGCAGUGGUUCCUUCCUCUCCUACAUCAACACGUCAGCGGACCCUCUGUACGGACCCCAAGGUCUGGCUCUGACCUCAGACGGACAUGUGGUAGUGGCCGACUCUGGCAACCACUGCUUCAAAGUCUACCGCUACCUACAAUGA